GGGUCCAUAGAUCUUGUCUUGUUUUUUGAGAAUCCAGCAUUUUCCAGGUUGGUUUCUCGAGUCUUUGGACGGAAAACGUGCACGAGAUAAACCAUCUUUCUCACUGGUCACUGGUCACCUAUACGGAGCACAAUUCAACUUGUUCCCGUCUUCACCAUCCUCAUCCUCAUCGUGCUGAAGGUUUAGGGUGAGAACGUGACAGGAUCCAGCCGGAGCCAAACGGAGCGGCAGCGCCACGGAGAGCUCAUGACCAGGCUGUGAUGCACACGGGUGACGCCGCGCUCCUGUAGUCGCACAAGCAAAGACUGGCGUGGGAUCAGUCCCUGCUGCGCCUCAUCUGGAAUAACGUCGGGAAAAUCGAGACAUUUCAUUAAGCGGGGCGCGCGCGCGUGUGUUUGUGUCCGUGUGUGUUUGCGAAGGAGGGCGAACGGUGUUUAGAAUAAUCCCUUUUGGGCGAACGUUUCCAAAAGGGGGGGUUUUUCUGUACUUUGCAGAAGCCAGAGCCGCUUUAUUCCGCUAGAGAAUCUCCAGAUAUUGGCCGUAUUCAGGAAUCAUGGGGAAGCAAAACAGCAAGCUGACUCCCGAGGUGAUGGAGGAUUUGGUGAAGAACACGGAGUUCAAUGAACACGAGCUGAAGCAGUGGUACAAAGGCUUCCUGAAGGACUGCCCCACCGGCAGGCUGAACCUGGACGAGUUCCAGCAGCUUUAUGUGAAGUUCUUCCCGUACGGCGACGCCUCGAAGUUUGCACAGCACGCCUUCAGAACCUUCGACAAAAACGGAGACGGGACCAUUGAUUUCCGAGAGUUCAUCUGCGCCCUGUCCAUCACUUCCCGCGGCAGUUUUGAGCAGAAACUCAACUGGGCUUUCAACAUGUAUGACCUGGAUGGUGAUGGAAAAAUCACCAGAGUGGAGAUGCUGGAGAUAAUCGAGGCUAUCUACAAAAUGGUGGGCACUGUGAUCAUGAUGAAGAUGAACGAGGACGGCCUGACACCAGAGCAGAGGGUGGACAAGAUCUUCAGCAAAAUGGAUAAGAACAACGACGACCAAAUCUCGUUGGAGGAGUUCAAAGAGGCGGCGAAGAGCGACCCGUCCAUCGUGCUCCUGUUGCAGUGUGACAUGCAGAAGUGAGCCGUCCCCGCUCGCUCCUCUCCCCAUCUGUAUCCACACACUCUGGACUGCAGCACACGUUUUAAUGUCUCAUUAGGUUCUCUGCCAUUUCCACAGGAAAAACAAAACAAAACAAUGCUUGGACUAUUUUUCAAUGGACUUGCUUCUUGUGGUUGUAUGCAUGAGAAUGUCAAAUGCAGAAUAAUUUUGAAAAUAGCUAUACGACAUCAUAGAUUUCUAUCUCCAAACACGCAAAUGUGAUUCGUGCACAGUAACCCUUUACAUUCUCAUCCAACCUUAGCUUGUAUAUCAGUGGAGCACUGCAUUGAAUUAUGUUCCUGCAGUAUUUAGGAUCCCCAGUGUUCACUGCUGCAACUACUGUAUGCUUUACAUAAUAGUAACAAAACAAUAAUUCCUAUGAUAAUUGUAACUGUCUCUACUAUCCAGACUUGUUGAGCUCUUGGAGAAUAGGAAGGCUCCUGUCUGUUCCAGAUGUUUCCACAAGAUGGAACCAAGAAGAGUAGGUUCUUUGCAUGCAUAUAUUAAGUGUCAGAAAAUAUAAUCUCUUACCUUUUGCAUUUCUAGGUGGCUAUAAGAGAAACCCUCAUGCUAAAUUCAUUUAGUAUUGUUGCAUGGGCUGUACAGUAUGUGACUCAUUAGAUCAUUAGUUUACCUAAAGUAAUGUGGGAGCAUGCUUCCCUCCAUCCAAAACACAUUUUGUGACACUUGAGUUUUUUGUUUUUUUAAGGUAUUCGGGUUCCAGUUGUGGGUUAAUCUCAAGGGAAAAGCUUUUACGUGGACAUUGUAUCAUGUUUUGCUUCAGUGACUUCUGGGAUGGGCAAAAAUAUAUUUAUGGAACAUAAUUCCCUUUCGAUCACAUUGUGCUAAUGCCGCUCAACCAGGAGGAAAGGCCAAAAUUAAAGCCUUCAUAGACACAGUACUCCUCAAUUGGCUUUCUUUCUAAUGCUGCUUAUUUAAUUUAGACUCAAAACGGAAAAAAAACUACAAAAAAAGGAUUUACUUAAGUUAACUCUUAACUAACUUUAAUGAGUACAUAUCAACAUGUUUACAGAAAUGAAGAGCACUGCAAAACGAGUAGUCUCGGCUUUUGACCCUGUUGCUGUGAGCUCACUCUCGGGGCUAGGGACCUUGUGAGAGGGGCUCCACUUCCAAUGCAGCAAAAAAAUACACAAAAAAAAUACAAAAAAAAAAUAGGGGAGGAAAAAGCCUCACAUAUGUUUACGGGACACAUUGCAUUCCUUGGUGUGAAUCUUUUUUGUAAGGAGAAACUUUUUAUUGAAAGAUCUCAUGUUCUAACGCGUUCUGUUUGCAGCAGUCAUUAAAGAUGCCGGACCCUCAGGAGAGCCGCUUAAGAACGCCUUUGAAAGAGGGUUUCGCUGCUAGUUGACCGGUGGUGUGACACUAAUGCAGAAAUUCUCUUUCAACAGUGUUCGACUCCCCCUUUGUAGGCUAUGCAAGCACGGACUGGGAGUCUGCUUGUAGUCCACUUACAGCAGUGGAAGUUGCAGGAGCUUUUUCGUUGUUCUGUGUAUCAAAACUGAAAACCAACCCCUCACAUUAUCAGUGUCUGCAUUAUUUCUAAAUUUCCAUCCGCUCACCAUGUCAGAAUUUUUUUUUCUUUUUUGGUCGAGUCAAUGUUUAUAUUAAAUAUAUAUAUAUAAAAAAAGAAAGUCAUUAUACAAGUGACUGUAUUCUUUUAUACAUGUGGCAUGUGUUGCACCCAAAUUGAAUUCUGUAGUGAUUAAAAGUGAAUAAACCACCAACAGGCUUUUUUCAAAAGACACAGGCCGGCAGAUGGAGUUACUGGGAACAAAGACAAAAAAAAAAAAAAAAGCAGUUGGAAGACAAACUGAAGGAAAAACCAACAUAAGAGCAUCUCAGUACAUUUUUAAUGCUUUGCAAACAAAAGUAAUCCCUGAUGCUCCGCGGGUGGGGAGAGACCUCCUCCCAUCAGGAUAGAAAUGUCUCAUCAGCCACAUCAAACUGUGCCGGCGAAAUGCCUCCUACCCUCACUGAAGGUGUCAGCGGUUGUGUUUUUCCUUUAACUCACCAUCACUCUGUUUGUACAGUGUAAGAAUGCCUGAUUGAAACAUGAUUGAUUUCAUCUGGUGGGUUCCUCUUGGAAUUUAUCAUAACAUUGGCUGGAGUUUUGGCAGAAACAAGGAUAAAACCUACAACCCUAAACAAUGGAGAAAAAAAAAGAUGGGAAUUAUAUGGAGAAUGUAAAAAAAAAAAAGAAAAAAAAUAUGAUUGUUACAUAAGUUUUGACUAUUGCUCCAUAAAACGUGAACACAAGAAACUUAAUGUUUUACUUAAAUCUCAUUUCAAAUGCAUCAUUACGGAA
Menidia menidia (Atlantic silverside) is the source of this 3473-nucleotide messenger RNA. The record is from the annotation of a GenBank genome assembly. NCBI's taxonomy places the organism in Eukaryota, Metazoa, Chordata, Actinopteri, Atheriniformes, Atherinopsidae.